AUGUUUUCAAUAAUUUAAGGAAAUAUAUUUCAUUAUAAAGCACAAGCAAUUGCCAUACCCUCAGAUAGAGACUUAUAACUUAGCCCUGGUUUAAGAUAACUAGCAUAUGAUUACUUUGGUUUCUAAAAUAUCUAAUAACCAUGCGAUGCAUAUUUAUAAAAAUAAAAAUCUGGCUUUAUUUAUUAUUCAUAAGCGAUUACAAUACCUAUAAAUCACAAAGACUUCAAAUAAAUUAUCCAUUGUAUUCUUCCAAAAUAUGAUCAAAAAUCACCGAAUUAAUCAAUUUCAUUAUUAAGAAAAUAAUUCGAAAAUAUGUAUUAAAUCUAUUAGAAAUUAGUUUUAAAUAAAUUUAUGAGUAUUAAAUAAAAUCUAUUUUAAUACCAGUGCUUGGAUGUGGUAGUGCAGAAUAUAGUAUAGAUGAAUCAUUAAUGAAUUUUGGAGAUGCUUUUUAAAUGUAUAGAGAUAAGAUAAUUAAUGUACAAAUUAAAUUGGUUGUAUUUGAUAAAGAAGAAUUUCUAUUUGCAAAAGAUUUUUUAUAACAUUUGCUAUAACCUGAUAUCCUUAAAUAAGAAACUUAAUAAUUAAACUAAAUCUAAUAAAAAGUUGAUAUUUCUCAUCCAUAAAAGAUAUAAUAAAAAAUGAUAUUUGAAGAAUUUAAUGAUGAUAAUGAGAAUGAUUAUAAAAAUCAUAUAAUGAAUUAAAAUUAUCAAAAAAUCAAUUAGAAAUCUAAUAAUAUAAAUGAUAAAGUUAAAAUGGAAUUAGAAGAAAUUAAUUAAAAUGAUUAAUUCUAAUAAUUUUAAGUAAAUAAUUAAUUACCUUUAAAAGAUUAUCAUAAAAGAAAAUAGUUAAAUUAAUAAGAAUCCUAAAAUAAUAUGUCUCCUUAAAUAUAAUAAACAACCUCUACCCAUAAUUAAUCAAAUACAAUUGUUUCGAAUUAACCUAUAUAAUUAAAUUAAAUAAAUCAAAUCUAAAAUCAAUAACCUAUUUUAUAAGAUUUUCCUCCAAAAUAGGAGAAUAAGAUUCUUAUUACUUUAUAUGUUGAAAUACCUGAUAGUACAUUAGAAAUAAUAUAGAAUCAAAUGGAUCUAAUAAAAUUCAUGCUAGAGGUUUGUUAAGAUCUAAAUAAACUUCAUUAAAAAUUAUUGCAAAAUGAUAAAAAUUUAGAAUGCACUAAUAAAUCAUUUUAAUAUAAACUGUAUUAUAAAUUAUCUAAGAACCUUAAAGAACUUCAACCGUUUUGUCCUAUUGAAAUGAAAGAUAGUUAAUAUGUAUCUGAGACACAUGAUUCAUAUGCAAUUGGUAUACUUUUCAAAAGCAUGAUAGAUACAAAAUUUAAAAAUGUAAAAGGUAUAUAAAUAAAUUAAAAUAAUAGAUUAAUAAAUGAUUGAAAUUCAAUAAUUUUUGGAAAAACAAACUUCUGAUACAACUUCUGAAAGAUCAUAAAUUAACUAAAUAUUCGAUUAUUUAUUAUCACUUUCAUAAAAUGAAGAGUUAAAUGAAAAUUAUUUUUAAACCUAAAUAAAAAUGAAAUCUUGUUAUAAUAAUAGUACAUUGUUAAAGAUUUAGAAUCUAAAAAAAUAAAUGAUGGAAAUAACUACAAAAAAUAUAAUAGAUUAAAAAUUAUAGUAGAAUUUUUUUUAAGAAACUUAUGUUAAAAAAGGAGAAGAAUUAUUUUAAGAAUUAAAUAUUAAUAAAAAAGAUUCAUUUUAACAUAUAAAUGAAAAGAUUGAUAAUUAAUAUCAAUAAAUUUAUGAAAAGACAGAGAAUUUAUCUUAAAAUAAUAAUUAAUAAUAAGAUGAUUAAUUUUAAGAACUAAAUCUAAAAUCAAAUUUUAAGAAUUAAAAUUAAUUUUAAUAAAAUAGAUCAUUAAACAACAGUGAAUUUAAAUUAAAAGAAUCAAAAUUUACUAAAAUUGAUUGUGUUGCAAUUCCUGUUGAUAAAUACAAAUUUAAAUAAAGCUUACCUUUUUUUAUUAAAUUAGAAUCUUUGGAUAAUGUAUUAGAAGACAUUGUAAAUUUAGCUUAAAAUGAUAAAGAACAUUUCUUAUAAUCAGUAAAAACAAAUGUACCAACUUUUGGUUGUAAUUAUGUCUUAUUAGUAUUUGGUCCAUCUCAAAAUACUACAAUUGGAAGAUAGAUCUAAUUAGCAAAUUGUUUCAGAGAUAUGUAAUUAUUUUCAUAAACUCAGAUUUUUGUAUACUUUAAAGUGUUUAAAGCUAUCUACUUGUUGCCUUUGCUUAGAUGAUAUAUAUAAUAAUUUAAUAGUAGAUCAAACAGAUUUACCAACUGAUACAUUAAACAUUGCUUUUGAUGAAGCAAUUAACAAAUAUCCUGAAUAAUUAAGUUAUAAUUAAAUAAAAUUUAAUAAUAAAAUAUGGAUUGUUAUUAAAAAAGGUAUAUUAAUGAUUUAUAAUUUAGAUCCUCUGAAAUUUAAAUUGCUUAAAACAUCAGUUUCUAUUUAUAAAUAAGAUAUUACAGAAAUAAAAGGUGUUGAUGUUAUUGUAAAUGCAGCUAACAAUUAACUAAUUAAAGGAGGAGGAGUUUGCGGAUCUAUUUUUCGUGCUGCAGGUGAAAGAUAUUUAGAAAAUGAAAUCCAAUAGAAGUUUUUUGAAAUUGGGAGAAAUUCAAUAGAUACUUCUGAAGUUUUGGUUACUAAAAGUUACGAUUUAGAAUAAGAAUAAGGACCAAAAUAUAUAUUUCAUGCUGUUGGUCCUGUAUAUAAUCUUUAAGAACCUUAGAAGUCAGCUGAUUAGUUAAGUAAAUGCCUUUUUAAUAUGUAUAUUUAUAUAUAAUUAAAUCAUUAGAUUACAAAAAUGUUAAGAAUAUGGAAUAUCAUCAAUUGCAAUUCCAAUUAUGUCUGCAGGAAUUUAUGGGUUUCCAAUAUUUUAAUGUGCUGAAGUCUUUCAUUCAACACUUCUAAAUUUUAACUUUUAAAAACCGCUUUCAAUACAUAUAGUUGAUGUGCUUGAUGAAAAAAUUGAAAUAUUUUAGAUUAUUUUUAAAGGUGAAAAAUUAAGGGAAAUUAUUCAUUCUAAAUUAGAGUUUGCUCCUCCAACUGAUUGUUUAGUAGGCCCAAUCGAUCUUAAAUUUCAUAAUUCUGGGGUUGUUAAAAAAAUUAUUGAAUUAGCAGGACCAUCUUUUAAAAAUGAAUUAGAAUUAAAAAUUAAAAAUUACUAAAUGAAAGAUGAUAUCCAAUUUGGUUAAAGCUUUUUAAUUCAAGGCUAUAAAUUAAAAUUUAAUAAUAUCUAUUAAGUAUUAUUGAUAUCUCCACCUUUAAAUUUGACUUUAAAUAAAUCUUGUCUAUUAUACUAAGUUUUUUAAAAAAUGUAAAUAAUUUCAUCUAUUUUAGUUUGGUUGAGACAUUUCAAAAUAAAAAGUUCUCUUCCAUUACAAUAUUGAUUUAUGGUAUACUUCAAUAAUGUUUAACAAAUGAAGAAGAUUUAAAAACAUAUGAUGGAACUAAAGCUAUUAAUAUAUUUUUAUAAGUCAUCCAGGAUUACUAAUAAAAAUUUAAUCAAAGAUGUGGGAAAAUCACAAUAUUAUCAAAUGUAGCUUAAUUUUGCAGUGAAUGUGAAUUAAUUUUUAAAUGA
Messenger RNA from Paramecium pentaurelia, 3589 nucleotides. The record is from the annotation of a GenBank genome assembly. NCBI's taxonomy places the organism in Eukaryota, Ciliophora, Oligohymenophorea, Peniculida, Parameciidae.